UUGUUGACCUUGUAUAACAGCUGUCCAAACGACCAAAGGAGCCGGUGACAGUUGAAAUUACGAUUUAAUACAUUUUAAGUGCAUUUAUUAAUAUAAAAAGUCAAAAUGAACGGUCUUACUCUUCGUCGUCUUACUACAGCAGCUUUGAAAAAUGUUCGAGCAAAACAUGAUCUUCCUGAACUACCCUAUGAAUAUGAUGCGUUAGAACCUGUUAUUUCUAAAGACAUUAUGAACCUACACCACGACAAACAUCAUAGAACUUAUGUAACAAAUCUUAAUGCUGCUGAAGAAAAAUUAAAAUCUGCUAUAGAAAAGGGAGAUGUGAAUGGAGUUGCUGCAUUAUCAUCAGCAAUAAAAUUCAAUGGUGGAGGUCAUAUUAACCACUCAAUUUUCUGGAAAAAUCUGUCUCCUACAUCAACUAAACCUAUUGGAGAAUUAUGUUGUGCUAUAGACAGUAAUUUUGGUUCUUUUGAUAAGUUUCAACAAGCAUUUAGUGCUAUAACAGUUGCAGUUCAGGGCUCCGGCUGGGGCUGGUUAGGAUAUGAUCCAAAAUCUAAUUCUUUGCAACUUGUAUCAAUGCCUAAUCAAGACGCAUUGGAACCUACCACUGGAUUGAUACCCUUGUUAGGGAUCGACGUAUGGGAACACGCUUAUUAUUUGCAAUACAAAAAUAACAGAGCAGCAUAUGUGAAGGCGAUUUUUGAUAUUAUUAAUUGGGACGAUGUUUCUCAUCGAUACAUUCAGGCGCUGCGUAAUAAAAAAUGUUAAUUAAUCAAAAUCAAAUCUCAUACAUAAGCUUAUAUUAUAUCAACUCUUUAGUGUGUAUGAUUAAAGUUUUAGUCAUUUUAAAAUAAAGGGAAUGUAUGUAUAUGUA
Molecule: messenger RNA, 874 nt
Organism: Agrilus planipennis (emerald ash borer)
Lineage: Eukaryota; Metazoa; Arthropoda; Insecta; Coleoptera; Buprestidae
Gene: Sod2
Product: superoxide dismutase [Mn], mitochondrial
Exons: 4
Coding region: 106-768 (220 amino acids)
Biological process (GO): superoxide metabolic process
Cellular component (GO): mitochondrion
Molecular function (GO): metal ion binding; superoxide dismutase activity
Source: RefSeq, a predicted model, not a curated record